Messenger RNA from Angiostrongylus costaricensis, 1074 nucleotides. The record is from the annotation of a GenBank genome assembly. Lineage: Eukaryota; Metazoa; Nematoda; Chromadorea; Rhabditida; Metastrongylidae.
AUGUGUAUCUUCGAAUUUGCGUUCGCGUUAUGCUCCUUGUCCUCCAUCCUCCAUCUGGAGCUACCAAAACGUGAUUCAGCUGAGCGUUUCCCAGAGCUCGACCUGGAAUUGAAUAAUGUUCGACUGAUUGAUGCUCGAAUGUUCUCAAUGGCCUUAGUGAACAGUGGCUCAAAUCAAUGGCGAGAAUUUUUUCGUAUAACAAUGCCACGAGAGAAGGUGGCUAGACGAGAACAUAUUGCCUAUAUAAUGCGCAACGAACUGGAACGUCGUCGACGAGGUGUCGCAACGUUUGGAGGCGGGAGACGUGUCUCUGUGACCGAUUUGAUGGUCACACCAUUGUAUGCUACCCAUCGGAAGGCAUACGCUAGAGAGCUAAAAAAGAACUUCAAAACAUGGCCUUUGAUGGUUGCAGAGGCAGCCGAGGAUAUCGAAAAAUCCCUUAAACAUCGCCUUCUUUUCGUUGAGAAUGUUUUACGUUUUGGUCAAAUGCAAGAGGUUGUGAAGGAAUUUCGUAAGCAAAAUCAAGAAUGGGUGAAUGAACGACUGAAAGUAACGGACAUACAUAAGCAGAUAAUUCUUGGAAAGAAAGUAAUUGAAUCUCUGAAUAAACAGCGACCAUUUCAAUCAGCAUAUCAUCUGGCCAGUGAACUUCAUGAAUUGCCUGCAUCUGUCGGACAUUCAGUGUUUUUUUGUAUUGCACAGAAAGACCUGACAUUGAGCAUAGGAAAAGAGGAGAUUGUCAGAAAAUCUCCUGGUGAAUGGCAACAUAACUGGAAGAUGCAGACGAUGCAUAGAGAUAUGGAGCAUCGAUUAAUGGACAACAGUAUUCAAAAUCCUUUGCAAGAAAAACAACUUAGUGAACUUGAGGCGGCACAGCGCAUCGCCGAUGAAGUGGAUCGUCGGAUUGCUCUACUCAAUAAUCCUCAACAAAUUGGAACCCUAUGUAGCGGGAAAUUUGACGAAUUCUCACAGUAUUACAGGGAUGUCUUCUCAGAAAAUCCGGCGGCUGACUAUGCUCAUAAUGAAAUGAUCAGAAUGAUUCCAACAAAUGGUGGCGAUCCAUACGACGGGUAG